Molecule: messenger RNA, 3494 nt
Organism: Lathyrus oleraceus (garden pea)
Lineage: Eukaryota; Viridiplantae; Streptophyta; Magnoliopsida; Fabales; Fabaceae
Product: pentatricopeptide repeat-containing protein At1g62930, chloroplastic
Exons: 2
Coding region: 298-1821 (507 amino acids)
Biological process (GO): mitochondrion organization; RNA processing
Cellular component (GO): mitochondrion
Molecular function (GO): protein binding; mRNA binding
Source: RefSeq, a predicted model, not a curated record
AUAGGAUAUAGAUAGCCGCCAUUGAUGUUUUUUUCUAUGUUGCUUCAAAUUAUUUAAUAGGAAGCUUAUUAUGCAGCUUGUCCCAUUUCUAGUGAAGUGAAAUUGAACUUGGUAGUAGAAGGAUACAAAAAAAAAAUGAAGAACAGCCGCCAUUGAUGUUUUUUUUUGGGAGAUUAAUUCUAGAAGAACAAAUUGAAAGAAUAAUUUGAAGCAGUAAUGGCGCUGCCUAUGGGUAAGAAAUUGGAGAAAAGGCUAUGAGCAGUUAGGUAUAAAAGUGACAUUUUCUUUGUUUUGACAAUGUCGAUUUCUAGGUUAAGAUGCGUUUUCGUUCCCAAUUUUUCUCAUUUUCAAUGUCAAAGUCCCAUUUUCCUUCGUCGUUUUCUCUCUUCUAACUCGAUGCUAUUCGACCAAGACAAUCUCGUUUCCUCAUUCAAUCACUUGCUCCAUCAGAAUCCUACACCAACCAUCUUUCAAUUUGGCAACAUUUUAGGUUCCCUUGUCAAGGCCAACCAUUACUCCACUGUUAUUUCACUUCAUCGACAAUUGGAAUUAAGCACACGAAUUGAAUCAAACUUAGUCACUUUGAGCAUUUUGAUUAAUUGCUUUUGUCAAUUGGGUUAUAACUCUCUUUCCUUUUCUGUAUUUGCAAACAUUCUCAAAAAGGGUUACCAGCCAAAUGUCAUAACUCUGACUACACUCAUCAAGGGACACUGUCUCAAAGGUGAGGUCCAUAAAGCAUUGCAAUUUCAUGAUAAGAUGGUAGCGCAGGGGUUUCACUUUAAUCAAGUUUGUUAUGGCACCUUGAUCAAUGGGUUAUGCAAAGUUGGAGAAACAGCAGCAGCCCUGCAAUUUCUCAGACAAGUGGAUGUGAAAUUGGUUCAGCCUAAUUCGGUAAUGUACAACACUAUUAUUGAUAGCUUGUGCAAAGAUAAACUUGUUAAUGAUGCUUUUGAUUUAUGUUCUGAAAUGCUUGCUAACAGAAUCUCUCCUGAUGUUUCCACUUAUAACUCGUUAAUUUAUGGCCUUUCCAUUGUGGGUGAAUUGAAAGAUGCAAUUGGUUUGUUCAAUAAAAUGACAUUGGAAAACAUCAUCCCAAAUGCCUAUACCUUUAAUCUAUUAGUUGAUGCUUUUUGUAAGGAAGGAAAGGUGAAAGAAGCUAAAAAUGUGUUUGCUGUGAUGAUAAAAAAAGGUGUAAAACCUGAUGUUAUUACUUAUAGCUCUUUAAUGGAUGGAUAUUGUAUGGUUAAAGAAGUGGACAAGGCCAAGGAUAUAUUCAAUGCUAUGGCCCAGAGGAAAGUGACUGCUAAUGUUCAUAGCUACAGUAUCAUGAUUAAUGGAUUAUGGAGAAUCUCAUAUGCUUUGGAGCUUGUCGAUGAGAUGUGUGUUAGAGGUCAGCCACCUAAUAUAAUUACGUACAGUUCUAUAUUGUAUGCUUUAUGCAAAAACCAUCAAGUUGAUAAGGCAAUUGCAUUAUUCAAAGAAUUUAAAGACAAAGGUAUUCAACCUAAUGUGUACACAUACACUAUUCUUAUCAAUGGAUUGUGUAAAGGUGGAAGACUAAAGGAUGCACGAAAGGUUUUCGAUGAACUUUUGGUCAAAGGCUACAAUCUUGAUGUCUAUAUAUAUACUGUUAUGAUCCGUGGAUUUUGUAACAGUGGUUUGUUUGAUGAAGCAUUGACCAUGCUGUCCAAAAUGAAAGACAAUGGUUGCAUUCCAAAUGCUCAAACUUAUGAAAUCAUUAUUAUUUCCCUAUUUGAAAAUGAUGAAAAUGGUAAAGCAGAGAAACUUCUUCGUGAAAUGAUUGCGAAAGGUCUACUAUAAAAUCGAAAAUAGGAAAGAUGCUUAUUUAGGCCUUCAUGCAAGAUGUUUGGUUUUAAGGUAUUGCUCUUAUCUUUUGAAUGUCAUUGCUAUAAUGUAAUCACAAUAGUUUCAUUGAUACAAUGUCCUGCUAAAUUUGUUUCCACCAAAAACUUUACCAUCAGCCUAAAGUAGUACUACAAUUUACAGUUCCUAUUUUACAGAUCUGUUGAUCUCUUAAUGGGUACAUGUUCAAAUGCACAUCAUUAUCAUUCACAGUUUAGAAAAUGUUGAAAAUGUAAUUGGGAUCAUGGAUUCAUGUUUGCUUAUUUAGGCCUAAACGCAUGGCCCAUGAUAUUUAGGUGAAAUGGUUGGUUAGAGAAGUAGAACAUUGUGAGUUCUGAUUUCAGUUUUAGAUUUGGAAGUCAGGGUCUCAUUUCCUUUGGUUUUGAUCUGUUUCUGUUGUCUUUUUAAUGUUAUUGGUGUUUUGAAAUUACAGUACUUUCACUAGUAAAAUGUCCCUUUGAAUUUGUUUCCACCAAAAUACAUGUAGCAGCUGGGCUGUUUAUAUCUAUCUAUUUGGAAUCCUAACAAAUGCAAAUGUAGAUUUAGGACACAUGAUUUAUUUUGGCAACAAAAAUGCAGUAAGGUACUGCUAACUAGUAACUACUACUAUUAGGAGUUUAGGACAAGGAAGUUAUAUACAAUACACACUAUGACAAACUAUACUACAAAAUUCUUAACAACUAAUAAUAAUUCGAUUUUGGAUCUUCAUAUUUAGUAGCAAGUGAGAAUAUCACUCCGUUUCUUGCAAUUGUGUAUUACAAAAAUAAACUUCUUUCAUAUUUUGUCUAGUACCUGAUAACAUUUAUGUCAAAACCCGAAUUUUGAGUUGGCUCAUAUUCAGGUUGGUUGGAUUCGCGGGUAAACUGGUAUAGGUUGGUUGGGUUCACAAAUAACUUAAAUAUUUUAAUGACUUAAAAUGUCAUCACUUUGAUUUACUAAUUACUUUUUAAAUAAUGUUAUCAAUUGAAUGCUCAAGUAUGAUACAUGUUAUCAAACUAGUAUAUAUAGAAGUGUCCUCAAAAUUGUACCCGGAACUUUGUUUUCUUUUUAUAUGAUCUACUUGAUAUGUAGUUUCUUUUUCAAACAUAAGACAUCCUCCAAAUGGAUAUUCUUAUUACUGCACCCAGCAGUGUGAAUGAAGUAUUUGUAGUAGUUUCACGAUAUAUUGGCACCAGUAACAACUAACAACCACAUUUUACACUUACUGUAAUAUUCCAAAUUCAAAAGUGAAAGUUUGUAAAUAACACUUUGAACCUUGGUCUUUAUAAUUGAAUUUAUGUUUUUUCCACUGCCACAUUUUUAACUUACUGCUAACCAGUAUAAUAUCGGAUAAUAUAUGGUCUGAACAUGUGUUUCUAAGUGGGGGCAGUCCUCACUCUACCAACCGGUUUUGUAGGGUUGAAUUAUUUUUCCUCUCAAUUAUUUUGUACAACCUUGUCUACUCUAUAUUUGUUUGUUAUAUUUUUAUUACUAGUUUAAUAUACAUCUAGUUACGAGAUAAUCUUUUGACAUUUUCUUAUAAAUAGAAUACACCCCUCAGAAAUUUCCACUUUGUUAUGGUUUCUAUGAGAUAAAUGUUGAUCUUCCCUAUUUUUUUAUUACGGUGAAUGCGUGAGAACUCCCACUUGUGU